ACUCCACCCCCCCCCCCCACUGUCUUCUUCAUCUCUCCAUCUCUGCGCCGCUGCCGGCUGCGCCAUCCCGGACCCAGACUCGGGCGCGCCAGGGGCCCCUGACUCCGGCUGCAGGGACCUUGUCCCAGAGAGACCACAGGCAUGUCAUCGGAAAAGUCAGGCCUCCCGGACUCGGUUCCCCACACUUCGCCGCCACCGUACAAUGCCCCCCAGCCCCCGGCGGAGCCCCCCGCCCCGCCCCCCCAGGCCGCCCCCUCCUCGCACCACCACCACCACCACUACCACCAGUCCGGCACCGCCACGCUCCCGCGCUUAGGGGCCGGCGGGCUGGCUUCUGCCGCCGCCGCCACGGCCCAGCGCGGGCCCUCGUCCUCCGCCACGCUCCCGCGGCCCCCGCACCAUGCCCCGCCCGGCCCGGCCGCCGGCGCGCCCCCGCCCGGCUGCGCCACCCUGCCCCGCAUGCCUCCCGACCCGUACCUGCAGGAGACGCGCUUCGAGGGCCCGCUGCCCCCGCCGCCGCCCGCCGCCGCCGCACCGCCCCCGCCGGCGCCCGCCGCCGCUGCGACCGCCCAGGCCCCCGGCUUCGUGGUGCCCACGCACGCGGGGGCGGUGGGCACGCUGCCCCUUGGGGGCUACGUGGCGCCCGGCUACCCCCUACAGCUGCAGCCCUGCACCGCUUACGUGCCGGUCUACCCGGUGGGCACGCCCUAUGCAGGCGGGACCCCGGGGGGCACAGGCGUGGCCUCCUCUCUGCCCCCGCCGCCCCAGGGCCCGGGGCUGGCGCUGCUGGAGCCCAGGCGCCCUCCACACGACUACAUGCCCAUCGCAGUGCUGACCACCAUCUGCUGCUUCUGGCCCACGGGCAUCAUUGCCAUCUUCAAGGCAGUGCAGGUGCGUACGGCCUUGGCCCGCGGGGACAUGGUGUCCGCCGAGAUCGCGUCCCGCGAGGCCCGCAACUUUUCCUUCAUCUCCUUGGCCGUGGGCAUCGCAGCCAUGGUGCUCUGUACCAUCCUCACCGUCGUCAUCAUCAUCGCCGCGCAGCACCACGAGAACUACUGGGACCCCUAAAACGCCCCCACCUGGCCCGG
Messenger RNA from Cavia porcellus (domestic guinea pig), 1088 nucleotides. RefSeq names its product proline rich transmembrane protein 1 (gene Prrt1). The record is from RefSeq and is a predicted model, not a curated record. The transcript has 4 exons. The coding region runs from base 142 to 1068 and encodes 308 amino acids. Lineage: Eukaryota; Metazoa; Chordata; Mammalia; Rodentia; Caviidae. Gene Ontology annotation, cellular component: membrane.